AUGCAGAAUCAAACUUCUGUGGCUGAAUUCUUCCUACUGGGUCUCUCCAAGAGCCUGAAGAUCCGUCUCAUUCUCUCUGGAUUGUUUUCUGUGGUCUACAUCAUCACACUGGCAGGCAAUGCAAUCAUACUGAUGCUCAUUCAGUUGGAUUCUCGACUUCAUACUCCCAUGUACUUCUUCCUGGGUCAGCUCUCCUGCGUGGACAUCUGCUACACUUCCAGCACUGUCCCUCAAAUGCUGACUAACCUCCGGCACCCAAGACAACCCAUCUCACUGAUCGGCUGUGCUGUUCAGAUGCAUGUUUUUCUCACGUUGGCUAUCACCGAGUGCAUUCUGCUCGCUGUCAUGGCUUACGACAGGUAUGUGGCAAUAUGCCGCCCCUUGCACUACACGUUCCUCAUGAACAAAAGAGUGUGUUUCACACUCGCUCUUACAGCCUGGGCUAGUGGUCUUUUGUUGCCAGUAGUACACACUUCCCUCAUGUGGCACUUGCCAUUCUGCGGUCCCAAUCAAAUCGACCACUUCUUCUGCGAAAUGCCAGCAGUGUUGAAGCUGGCAUGCACCAACACUAGGACUGUCGAAAAUGUCACUUCGCUGGGGUGCGUUUUCACCUUGGUCACUCCCACCUCCUUUAUCAUGAUGACUUAUGUCCGGAUCCUGAGAGCCAUCUUCAAAAUGAAAUCAGCCCAAAGUCGGGGCAAAGCGUUCUCCACGUGUGGCUCCCAUAUUACUGUGGUGGUGCUCUUCUAUGGAAGCGCCAUGUUUAUGUACAUGAGACCCGCAUCCAGCCGCUCACCCGAAAAGGACAAAAUAGUCUCUCUCUUAUACAGCGUCAUCAUCCCCAUGUUCAAUCCCUUGAUAUACAGUCUGAGGAACAAAGAUGUAAAAGGGGCCUUGAUGAAAACACUGCAGCGUUGCAGAGUUUCUUGA
Messenger RNA from Gekko japonicus, 930 nucleotides. Its product is annotated as olfactory receptor 2A1/2A42-like. The coding region runs from base 1 to 930 and encodes 309 amino acids. The record is from RefSeq and is a predicted model, not a curated record. NCBI's taxonomy places the organism in Eukaryota, Metazoa, Chordata, Lepidosauria, Squamata, Gekkonidae. The transcript has a single exon. Gene Ontology annotation, cellular component: membrane. Gene Ontology annotation, biological process: G protein-coupled receptor signaling pathway. Gene Ontology annotation, molecular function: G protein-coupled receptor activity; olfactory receptor activity.